ACAAGGGUGACGGUUAUCAGAGUUGCCAGUCUCACAAAUUCACGUAUCACGAACAACACUCUCGUCUCUCUCCCUUUCUCUCUCUACAUUUUGAUUCUCAAAUCGAUAGCUGGUGAUGUAUGCGCAUCCCUGAACAAUAUGAAAAAGUUUAAUAAUCAGAAGCAUCAAGCCGGUAAGGAUGCCACAGUGGAUUGUGCCAUGUGGACCGACGGACUAAUUUGUGCUUUUGAAGCUAAACGUAGCCAUAAAAAGUGCAGGCCACAAGAUAUAAUCGGGUGGAAAAAGCAAGGAUUUAAAACCGGGAUCGAUAAUUUAGACGAGCCGCGUGUUAAUGAUAAUAUAUAUACCACAAAUUAUUGGGUCCCGAUCGGGUGGUCCAGGAUUAAUCAACUUGUGGAGACAAUACAAGUGGACGGGUGUUGGGAAGCUCAACAUACAGAGUUUCAAAUUAGUGAUAAUGAAGUUACGGUUGCUGAUAUUGCUGCGCCUUACUGGGAGCGGCCUGGGGGGCCCACGUGGUGGUGUCAUGUUGAUGCAGGACAUCCUUCUGUUACAAUGUGGUUAAGUAACUCAAAAUGGUUACAUCCUGCUAUCAGUAUUGCUUUAAGAGAUGAAAGCAAGCUUAUAAGUGAGCGUAUGAAACAUCUACUUUAUGAGGUUCCCGUUAGGGUUGCUGGUGGACUGUUAUUCGAACUUUUAGGGCAGUCGGCCGGUGACCCGUAUGUUGAAGAAGAUGACAUUCCGGUUGUCCUACGAUCAUGGCAAGCUCAAAACUUUUUAGUUACUGCGUUGCACGUCAAAGGUGAUGCCACAAACAUCAAUGUCCUAGGAGUUUCAGAAGUCCAGGAGCUGCUUGCUGCAGGAGGUAGUAGUCUACCGCAAACUAUUCAUGAAGUUAUAGCACUCUUAGCAUGCCGCCUUGCCCGAUGGGAUGAUAGACUAUUUCGGAAAUACAUCUUUGGAGCAGCAGAUGAAGUUGAACUGAAGUUUAUGAACAGGAGAAACCACGAGGAUUUACAUCUAUUCAGCAUUAUACUAAACCAAGAAAUCAGAAGAUUAUCUUCACAGGUUAUAAGGGUAAAGUGGUCUCUACAUGCUAGAGAAGAGAUUGUUUUUGAGCUCCUUCAGCAUUUGAAAGGCAACACAGCAAAAUAUUUGCUUGAAGGGAUUACAAAGAGUACUAGACAAAUGAUUGAGGAACAAGAAGCUGUACGGGGACGUUUGUUUACCGUACAAGAUGUCAUGCAGAGUACGGUCCGCGCCUGGUUACAAGACAAAAGCCUACGUGUGACACACAACCUAGGAGUCUUCGGUGGCUGCGGUCUUGUCCUUUCAAUAAUCACGGGUCUCUUUGGAUUACUUUACCUUGGACUUAAAAAUCCCGCCAUGGAAGAGGAAGUCGAGGUGAGAAAACUUGAGCUACAAGAAAUCGUGAAAAUGUUCCAACAAGAAGCUGAAUCUCAUGCGCAACUUAGAAAAUCUGAUUCGAAAAACCAAAUGCCCCCGGUUCCUGCUUCUACCAUGCUCCCUGGUGGGAACACGAACGACAGUUAUGUUCUUAUGCACUCAGAACAUGAUUGAUUAAUGAAGAUUUUACUUGAAUCAGAUGCAGAAUUCGAGGAAAGUUGACAAGCUGUUUUAGUAAAAGGAUGAUUGGAGGACUGCUUUUGACAAUGGUGCGGGUGUGGGUGCGGGUGCGGUCUGUAGCUUGAACUUCUCUUACUUCCUGCUGUCGUGACUCGACUCCUGACGGUUUAUGUUAGUAGCUAAAUUCGCCAUCCAACUACGAGGGUGUUUGUCAAUUAAUACUUGAACUUUGUUCUUUUUUGCUUUUUAAUAAUCAAUUACCAAGUUCACCCACAA
Messenger RNA from Helianthus annuus (common sunflower), 1863 nucleotides. RefSeq lists its product as uncharacterized. NCBI's taxonomy places the organism in Eukaryota, Viridiplantae, Streptophyta, Magnoliopsida, Asterales, Asteraceae. The record is from RefSeq and is a predicted model, not a curated record. The coding region runs from base 139 to 1581 and encodes 480 amino acids. The transcript is spliced from 10 exons.